GCUAGAACGAUGUGUGAGAGGGGGUGGUGAAGACCCCCGUGGGAACGGCUGAGUUUGAACGUGCCGACGGCGCCUGCUAAGAACGAGUGGCUGGUUGAACGCGCAGGCCUUAUGCGUGCGGUAGCGAUGCUAUCUUCCAGCGCGCAGGCCCUAAUAACGAAUAGAGGUCAUCAGAGAGCCCUCGAUUCUGCUGGUGCUGGCAAAAUCCAUACGGAGUACGUCCUGGUAGUUAUUGCGCGGUCAGCGGUAAUUCGUCCUGCAAAUAGAGAGCGGGGUACCUCAUUUUCACUACGCAUAUAUUCUGCGCGGCGCGCCGCGAAGACGGCGGGGUCACCUGCGGGCGUGUGUUUGAGCUGCGAGCCUUGGGGCGGAAAUGGCACUAACGACUGCGUGCCAGAAUUGGGCUUGUACAGCAGCUUAGCACGAUUUUCGAAGUUCUGUCACUUAUGAAAUGAUUCUCCGAAUAUGGGACAGGGAAAAUCGCAGUGCAGAGACGCGUACAAGAAAUUCAAAUAAGAUAGGACGCGCUCUGGAGGUAUCUUCAGAAACGCGACCGCGAGUGCCAGUUCGCAGUGGUUCGAACGCGCGAGUCGGUGCGACGCGACUCUCGAGGCUCGCGUGCCGUCGGCAUUUUCAAUCUCAGCCGUUCCCACGAGGGUCUUCACCACCCCCCCUCACACAUAGGUCCAGCUUCGGGAGGAACGAUUGUCUUCCGCCUCCGAACGUGAGGCUGGUUCACGAGCCUAC
This is a messenger RNA of Trametes versicolor FP-101664 SS1, 747 nucleotides long. RefSeq lists its product as uncharacterized. The transcript has 2 exons. Bases 127 to 450 code for a protein of 107 amino acids. The record is from RefSeq and is a predicted model, not a curated record. NCBI's taxonomy places the organism in Eukaryota, Fungi, Basidiomycota, Agaricomycetes, Polyporales, Polyporaceae.